Messenger RNA from Ochlerotatus camptorhynchus, 1323 nucleotides. RefSeq names its product probable phosphoserine aminotransferase. Lineage: Eukaryota; Metazoa; Arthropoda; Insecta; Diptera; Culicidae. The record is from RefSeq and is a predicted model, not a curated record. The transcript is spliced from 3 exons. Gene Ontology annotation, biological process: L-serine biosynthetic process. Gene Ontology annotation, molecular function: O-phospho-L-serine:2-oxoglutarate transaminase activity; pyridoxal phosphate binding. The coding region runs from base 182 to 1270 and encodes 362 amino acids. Gene Ontology annotation, cellular component: cytoplasm.
CCACCACGACCACUUUACAAGCGCAACGAGCUUGACGACGGCGACGACGAGUGCAGCGCGAAAUUUACAGUUGAUCAGCGCCACUUGUAAGUGAAUCUUCAUCGAGCUCAGUCGCAAUCGCUCGUGCGACUACGUAAUUAGUGUCGUUGGUAACAAUUUAAACUAGAUCGGUGAUUGUAAAAUGGUGAUUAACUUCGGAGCCGGGCCGGCUAAGCUACCCCGCGAAGUUCUGCUGGAAGUGCAGAAGGAACUCGUCGAACAUGGUUCCAGUGGCAUGAGCGUCAUGGAGAUGUCCCAUCGGGGAACGUCCUACAUGAAACUGCACAACGAAACUGUCGAUUUGGCUCGAGAGCUGCUCCAGGUUCCCGACAACUACAAGGUCCUGCUGAUGCAAGGAGGUGGCACCGGGUUGUUCGCUGCGGUUGCUAUGAACCUGAUCGGACGAACCGGUACCGCUGACUAUAUGGUUACCGGUUCUUGGUCUGCCAAGGCAGCGAAGGAAGCCGCCAAGUACGGCAAGGUCAACCAAGUCGUUGCUAAGCCGGACAAAUGUACACGUGUGCCCGAUUGCAAGGAAUGGAAACUGGACCCGAUCGCUUCCUAUGUGUACUACUGUGAUAACGAAACCAUCGAGGGUGUCGAAUUCGACUCGGUUCCGGAAACAAACGGAAUUCCUCUGGUGGUGGACAUGUCGUCCAACAUCAUGUCCCGACCGGUCGACAUCAAAAAGUACGGAGUUAUCUUCGCUUGCGCUCAGAAGAACAUUGGUCCAGCUGGAAUCACGCUGGUCGUCGUCCGGGAGGACCUCAUCGGUCAUCAACUGCCGAUAACUCCCACAAUUCUAGACUUUUCCAUCGUGGCGAAGGACAACUCAAUCAACAACACUCCCCCGACGUUCAUAAUCCACGUCGUCGGUCGGGUCUUCAGCUGGAUCAAACGUCACGGUGGUGUAGAGAAAAUGUACCAAGCAUCCCUGACCAAGUCCAACAUGAUCUACGACGUGAUUGCCGCAUCCAAAGACUUCUACUACUGCCCUGUCGAACGAAACGUUCGCAGCCGGAUGAACGUACCGUUCCGCAUCGGCGGAGCCGGUGGAAACGAAACACUGGAAAAGGAGUUUCUCAAGGGAGCCGAAGCUUUGGGGAUGCAGCAGCUGAAAGGUCACCGCCUCGUAGGAGGAAUCCGAGCAUCCCUCUACAAUGCCGUAACCGUCGCGGAAGUGGAAGCCCUCCAGAAGUACAUGCUAGACUUCCACGCAAAGAAUUCAUAAUCACAACCAUGUUUUAUUAAAAGUCCAUUAGACAAAACAGCACCUCUAUUCCA